AUACAUAUUCUAUGCUCGUAAGGUCUUCCUUGUUGGGAGUAAAAUAUUUCCAGUUGUAGAGCAGAAGGCAGAAGCUGUCAUCCCGCCAAAACGCUUAUUUAUAUAUAGAAAAUAAUAAUUUAAAAUGUCCGAACAAACAACGUCAGAUGAGAAGACUUCCAAGUACGAUCCCAGUAUACUUCCGGACAUGCUGCCUGUCUACUACAAACGUUUGUUUCCACAUAAACCCUUUUAUCGUUGGUUGUCUUAUGGACUUUCUGAAGGCGGUAUCUUUGCUAACCGCGAGUUUUCAUACACUCUUCAUGAUGAUAUCUAUGUUCGAUAUCGUUGCUACGACACCCAAAAUGAGUUGGAAAACGACAUCUGCACGACAUGCCCGCAUAAGAUCGACAUUGGUGCUGUUAUGAAUACCAAACCAAAAAACUUUCGAAUUACAUCAACGGCAAUGCAGCCGGUACAGCGCGAGCUGGUUUUCGAUAUUGACAUGGAUGAUUACAAUGAAGUGCGCACCUGUUGUACCGGCUCAACAGUAUGUUUGAAAUGCUGGAAGUUCAUGGCUUUGGCCGCACGUCUUCUUGAUGCUGCGCUACGCGAAGACUUUGGUUUCGAACAUAUACUGUGGGUCUUUUCUGGUCGUCGUGGUGUGCAUGGCUGGGUAUGUGAUUAUGACGCACGCCAUUUGGAUUCCAGAGGUCGUUCGGCAGUUGCUGAAUAUUUGCAGAUUUCUACAAACGUGACAGUUAAUGGUGUGAUUGUAGCUCGCGUACAAAUCGGCGAACGAAUGCAUCAUAGUGUCCGACGCGCGCUCAAGUUUGUGGAGCCACUUUUCAACGAAAUUGUAUUAGAAGAUCAGAAUUUAUUUGGUGAUGCUAAAGGUGUUGCUAAAUUGUUGUCAAUGAUUCCGGAAGAGUCGGCGCGUAAGGAUGUGGAGGCUUAUUUGAAUAAAACAAAUGAAGAUGGUGCACACUCACGUGUAAUAUGGGCAUCGUUCGUGCGCUAUGCUAAUUCGAUGCGAACUGGUGCUGUUAGUGCCUGGACACGGAAACUAAAAAAUAUUGUUGAAGAGAUUCAGUUGGGUAUACUUUACCCGCGUUUGGAUAUUAAUGUUACAAAAGGCAUGAACCAUUUGCUGAAAUCCCCCUUUUGUAUUCAUCCAGGCACUGGGAAAGUUUGUGUGCCGUUCAAUUGUAAUGCGGCUGCGAAAUUCGACCCGACCACAGUACCAAACAUUUCACAAUUGUUGCAAGAGAUUAAUGCUUUUGACGAUAAAUCAAAAAGUCUAAAUAAUGGUCCCGAAGAUAAGAGCCGAAUUAAAGAUUAUAAAAAGACAGGCAUGUUUAAAGGUGUAGUGGUAUUUGAAGAGUUCUUGCGUAAAUUGGAAAGUAGUUUAAAAGCAAAAGCAAUAGAUGUAAGUGACCAAACAAUGGAGUUUUAAUCGUCAUUCCUAAUAAUUUGUUUAAAAUAAAAUAUAUCUCUAAAAAAAGUA
This is a messenger RNA of Anastrepha ludens (Mexican fruit fly), 1486 nucleotides long. It is a transcript of the gene DNApol-alpha50, whose product is annotated as DNA primase small subunit. NCBI's taxonomy places the organism in Eukaryota, Metazoa, Arthropoda, Insecta, Diptera, Tephritidae. The transcript is spliced from 4 exons. Gene Ontology annotation, cellular component: alpha DNA polymerase:primase complex. The coding region runs from base 125 to 1435 and encodes 436 amino acids. Gene Ontology annotation, biological process: DNA replication, synthesis of primer. The record is from RefSeq and is a predicted model, not a curated record.